AAAAAAGAGCGAAAAAGCUAAAGAGAUAGUAUAUAACAAAGAGAAGAAAUUAUAAGAUAAUCGUAUCAAAAGUGCAUAAAGGCACGCGGGCACUUUGCAGAUUUGUUUUUACUUUCCUUGUAUAGACUUGCUCAUGAAUUUUUACGAUAAUUUAUGUGUAUUUUGUGACUCUUGUUCAUAAUGUUUUAUAUAUUUGACGUUCUGCUGUGCCGGUUACUUCAUCCGCUCCUCCUAAGCGUUGCAUAGAACGCUACGGUAAAACGAUGGCUGAUUAUCUCAGCUUAUAUAUUAGAAUUCUAUUAGACAAUUUGUAAGACACAUGGCAGACAAAAAAUCAGAUUACCAUGCGCCUUGUGCGAAUGAUGAAAAGGAUGAAAUUGAAGGCCUCAAUGAGAAGUUGUUGCAACUGUUAUACGCACAGAAAUUGUCAUCUCUGGCUACAAAUCAGUUAUCGCAUAACAUUCAACUAGAAAAUAAUAGAAGUUAUAAACUAGAAUCCAAUGCGUCAGGUUCUUCAUUGUCCAGUACUCAUUGUAGACAUGAUUGUUCUGUUGUGUAUCAUGAUAAUCCAAUACGGAUGUCAGCUAAACAAUCUUAUCUUCCACCCAUCGGUGUGUUCUGGGAUAUCGAGAACUGUCAAGUUCCUAAAGGUCGAUCCGCCAUAGCAGUGACACAAGUAAUCAGAGACAAAUUUUUUAAUGGCUACAGAGAGGCAGAAUUUAUUGUAGUUUGUGAUGUUCAGAAAGAAAAUAUUCAAAUCAUUCAAGAAUUGAAUGAUGCUCAGGUCAAUUUAAUACAUGUAGCUGCUACAUGCAAGAAUGCCGCAGAUGAGAAGCUUAAACAAUCUAUCAGAAGAUUUGCCGACAUUCAUGGCAGUCCAGCGGCCAUAAUCUUAAUAUCCGGUGACAUUAAUUUUGCUGCUGAUCUCAGUGAUUUACGUCAUAGGAAAAAAAUUCAUGUGAUACUGCUGCAUAAAAAGAAUACCUCAGAAGCAUUAAUAUUAUGCGCUAACGAGCAUUAUGAUUUUUUGGAGCUUACGGAACAACUGCCAUCCAGAACUCCAGCAAAGGGAUGUGAAUCUUAUGAUCUUCUAAUUAGUAACCUUCCUGACGAAAGAGAAGUUUUCAUUAAGCGUCGUCUUAAACAAUUAUCUGACAAUUGUGGUGGUCGUGUGAUAGAUGUCCAGUCAAAUACUGCCAUUGUACGCUUUCCAACUCAAAUUUCUGCAGACAGAGCUCAGAAGCGUAUGGAAGGAGAAUUGGUUUUUGGAUCGAAAAUAUCAGUGAAACAUCUCAACAAGGAAAAGGAAAAUACGGUUGUUAAAAAUUUUGGAAAUAUUACAAUACGAAGUCGAGCAGUUAGCGAAUCGGAGAUUGUUAGUGGCAAUAACCAAAGCGGCUCUAAACAAAUGUACGCUACAAGCGCUUCUGUAUUAGGGACAAGAACCCUUCCAAUUCCGCAUUAUCAGUCGUCGUCAUCCGUAGUGGGUGUUUAUCCUCCUGCUCUUAAUGCUCAUUGUACUGUCAAUGCUCCACCAACAGGGAUAAUACAACAACCUCCUCCGAUAUUUUAUGGAAGGUCAUAUCCGAAUACUGGUGAUUUAACUAUUAAUAGAGCGUAUAAUGAACUCGCUAGAGUGCAGUCGCCUAUAAUCUGGCCGGUUGUAGGACCGCAACAAUAUGGCCACGUGUGGGAAGAACCGUACAAAAUUGAGAAACCGAAAGUAAUUGGAAAACGAGCUCACGUCUCGCAGGUUCGAGAUAAUGCUGUUAGUACAGUUUCUCGUACUUCGGAAAGCCUUAGGCGUAUCAGAGGUACUCACGGUUCAUUUACCCAUUCCUCCGAAUGGAUCGGAGGACGAUUGCCAUAUAAUUCAUUAACUAUUCCAUCUAAUUUUAAUGGAGGACAAUCCAGUUCUUUUAAACGGCGCAGUCCGUCCCCGUUAUAUGACGCACCAACUAGAGAAAAAAAUACGUGGCACAGUCAAAAUCAACAACAAAUUCCCGCGCGAAAGACACCAUCGCCUUAUGAAAACAGCGUGUUACAAGGAGUAGCGCAAUCAUACUUGCUACACAAUCAAACUUCGCGUUCGCAUCUUAGCGAUGCGGAAAACGAAGAAGUGGAGAAAUUUCUCAAUUCUACAAAUCGUAACGGAUCUAGCAGCAUUAAUGUCGCUAACGUGCCAAUAGAAUUGCAAGUAACAAAUUUAGAUCAGAAUAUCGAUAUGAAAGACAUGAAGCGAAUUCUCACAUCUGUGUUCAUGGAGCAUGUGUCUGUCUGUCAUAUCUCAAUAUUUACACAAUCGGACGGCAAUUUUGCUGCCAGUGUUAAAGUGCCAUCUCUGCAGGACGCGCAAUACGCAAUUUCGCAAUUGCAUCGUCGUAAGAUAGGUUACAAACGUAUUUUGAUAUCUUACGCGCAUACAGGUGGACCAAAUCCCCAACUUAUUCGCGCCCAGAUUGUGAUGCUGUUGCAAGAAGUCCCGGGACACAAACUUCCGUUGUUCAAGUUUCGCGAAAUGUACGAGAGCCGUUUUAUGAUCUCUAUAAGCGUAUCCGAAUUAUACAAGAUGAGAGAUGUAUGCAUAAUUACAGAAGAUCCUAGCGGCAGAAUGGUUACACUUAAUCCCGACCAUAGAAACACACCGUCACCGUGCUUUAGCAAAACAGUACAAGAUGGACAAGUAAAAUUGCCGUAUUGCAUACUUCAUCAUACAUCAAAACCAUUAUCCGACAAAGGCUGGGCGGAACAAGAAAUGGCAUCCUUGCCUAAUGUAAAAAUUUCUUUGAAAAUUCUUGAAUUUCGUAUGCAACAAUUAUUGGCAUCGCACAGCGGUAUUCUACCUUUGCCAAGUCUUCCGAACUGCUAUGAAGUCGAAUUCAAAGAACAGUUAGAAAUCGUAGAAAAUGGUGUACCAUUGGAACAUCUGGUAUCAUGCUUAUCGUCCGUUGAAUUGAGACAAGACAUCGGUUGCGUGAAAUAUAUUGUAUGGAUAGGAAAGAAAGAGCAGGAAAAUAACCACGAGGAAACUAAGUGCGUGAGUCCACCGCUUGCAAAUCAGUUAGCCCUUUUUAGUCGCGAAUUAGUCGAUCUUCUGAAAACCGCACCGCACUGCCAAUUACCCUUUAAUCGAUUCAUACCAGCUUAUCAUCAUCACUUCGGACGACAAUGUAGAGUUGCUGAUUAUGGGUUCACUAAACUAAUUGAUUUGCUAGAGGCACUUACACACACAGUCCAAGUAAUGGGCGAAGGUAACAAACGCGUAGUUACGUUAUCGCAUCGCGCGCAGAUACGCCGAUUCACUUCGGAUUUAUUACGAGUAUUGAAAUCCAAAGCAAGUAAACAAGUGGCGCUUUCCGAAUUUCCGAGUGUUUAUACAAGAGUAAUAGCAAAACCGUGGGAUAUUGUAGAUUACGGUGUAUGCGAGAUCGACGAUAUUCUCGGUGAAGUGUCCGAAAGUACGGUCGUUGUAACGCCUAUCGAGGGAGGAGAUAAAAUGAUAGCUAUUCCCAAACGCGAACAGACCAUAGAAGAGAUCGAGCGAACAAAAUUGUUUGCCAAGGAAGUUGUCGAAUUGUUGCAACACGCGCCCCAAUGUAGAAUGUUGUUCAACAAAUUUGUACCUUCCUAUCAUCAUCAUUUCGGUCAUCAGUGUCGCGUGUCGGAUUACGGAUUUACCAAACUGAUCGAAUUGUUCGAGGCAAUUCCGGAUGUAGUUAAGAUUGAUGAGGUGAACGGAGGCGAAAGACAGAUAUCGCUCACCGAAAAGGAGGGUCUGAAAGUACUAGGCGAGCAGAUAUCAAAAUUGGUCACCCGUGCCAAAGGUGGUAUCAGCAUCUCCAGCAUUGCGCAAGCAUUUCUACGUCAGUUUGGUUACGCAUUACGACCCGAAUUAUUCGGUUGCACUUCUAUGUUACAAUUAAUGCAUAAGCUUGGAGAUUACAUUCAAAUCAUAGAUUUGGCCACAGGACCGGCCAUCAUUACAAUAGACAAGUCGCACUUGCAACAAACAACUCUCCAAUGUCGACGUUUGCUCAUGGAGCAACUUCAAUUCAAAAUGCCGGUCAGAGAAUUUGUCCAACAAUAUUCCCAAUGUUACUUGAAACAGUGCAAUCUGGACGAAAUUAUGAAAGAUUUGGCAGACGUUGUUCGGUUUACAGUAAUAAACGGCGAACAAUUUAUUGAACUUACACCGUUACAUCGGUUUGCUUGUGAUCUUUAUCGCGUAAUGAUGAAUUGCGGCGGUGCAUUAAACUUAUCGCAGUUUGAUGUGUCUUACGCAGCCAUCAUAGGUUCAUCUUGUAAACCCGCACAAUACGGUUUCCCAACAAUAACCGCGCUUUUACAAGCCUUACCCUGUACCGUGACAAUAAAAGAGACACGAAAAAAAGAGGCGAUUAUCUAUUUAAACAAAAAGUUAGCUGCUGCGGCAGGUAUACUUUUGCCAACAAUAUUCAAACCAAUGUCGUCCUAUCAAGAUACGGAUUCCAGUAACGAAUCGUUCGAGAGCGAUUCCUCAUGUCGCAUUAAUUCAGCUGUGAACAUAAUGGACGAUCACGAGAACUGGAUGGACAACUUAACGGUUAGUUCUUGGAAGAUAAAAAACGAGAAAACUUUAUGGCCGGAGAAUCGGAACAAAUAUUGGAAUAAUUUGCCAAGUGCGGAAGAACACUCUAUUAACUGGUCACUUCCGGAAAGUGGCGGUGAAAGCUUCUUGAACAGUUUGAUACGCACACCCAGAUUGCAACGUAACUUCCCUCCUCCGCCACCUAAGCCCGAUUCGCCGCUUGAGGAUAUCACGUACAAGAGAGAACAUUGGAAAUCGUGGAUGUCCCCAACAAAAUUUACAUACCCGCAAGAUGAGCAUUCAACGAACGUACAAGUCCCUCCAUUGACCUUGCCGAGCUGGAAUCAAAUUCUAUCCGGCGACGGUACGUCAAACUUGCUAUCGCCAACCAAAAAUCUAUUACCUGCCGCUGCGAAUCCUUUGUACCCGCCUAGUUCCCCUUACUAUACCAAGUCCGUUGUUGCACCACACCCGUCAGAAUUGCCGCUACCUUCACUAUCGCUAACGCCCAAGAAAAAUAUGUCUACCGAUAAUCAGAAGAAAACUGCCGUUAACGCGAGGAUGCAUUUCAAUCUUACAAGUUCCGAAAGCGAGGAUAACACUAUUGAUGAUGAAAGCGAUAGUCACAGUACUUCCAGUAAGCUCUUAAUUAAAGGGAAAAGACGUCUAGCGGCGCAAUUCAAUCAACCAAUCGAAUCAUAGAAACAAAGAUGUACAGAUAUAAAAUAUAUUAAAAAGUGAUAAAGCUCAAGACAAAAAACUACUUGAGCAAAAAAAUCUUGCUCUGGGAUAGUGAUAAGAAAUUACCGGACUACAACAAUAUUUCAGUAGGUUUGUCCAUUUGAGAAGGUCGAAUUACCUAUAUGUAUUAUAUUUUACAGAGAUUGGUAGGUACCGCAUUAACUUAAUUUAUUCUUCAAAUUUACGAUAAAUUUAUGUAUAGAUUACACAAUAUAUGUAAAAUUGAUAAAAAAAAAAAAA
This is a messenger RNA of Pseudomyrmex gracilis, 5548 nucleotides long. RefSeq names its product meiosis arrest female protein 1 (gene Marf1). Gene Ontology annotation, molecular function: RNA nuclease activity; CCR4-NOT complex binding; mRNA base-pairing post-transcriptional repressor activity. NCBI's taxonomy places the organism in Eukaryota, Metazoa, Arthropoda, Insecta, Hymenoptera, Formicidae. The transcript is spliced from 25 exons. Gene Ontology annotation, cellular component: cytoplasm; peroxisome. Gene Ontology annotation, biological process: post-transcriptional gene silencing. The record is from RefSeq and is a predicted model, not a curated record. The coding region runs from base 320 to 5269 and encodes 1649 amino acids.